Limanda limanda (common dab) is the source of this 760-nucleotide messenger RNA. Its product is annotated as E3 ubiquitin-protein ligase RNF12-B-like. NCBI's taxonomy places the organism in Eukaryota, Metazoa, Chordata, Actinopteri, Pleuronectiformes, Pleuronectidae. The record is from RefSeq and is a predicted model, not a curated record. The coding region runs from base 2 to 673 and encodes 223 amino acids. The transcript has 2 exons.
AAUGGCAACUAACAGAGAAAGGAUGUUGAUGGAGCUGGCGCGAAUUGACAUGGCAGAGGACUUGAUAGUUACCUUUUAUGUUAUGAGACGAGAACAAGAACAGAGGAGGAGACGGAGGCAGAGGUCCAACUACGACAAGCCCUCAACUGCCAGGAUGCCCAUGGACAAAGGACCAUUGCCAUCCACCUCCUCAUCACCUGAGGCCUCCCCCGACCCAUCCACCUCUUCAUCACCUGAGUCCUCCCCCGAGCCAUCCACCUCUUCAUCACUUGAGUCCUCCCCCGAGCCAUCCACCUCUUCAAUACCUGAGGCCUCCCCCGAGCCAUCCAUCCCCUCACCCGAGGUCUUUGUCCAGGCAUCCACUUCAGCUUCUCUGCGGCCCAGUUUACCGGCUUCGUUCACCCCGUCCACCGCUCCAGCCUCCAUGAUGCUGCUAUCUCCUCUGUCCCACACAGCAAAAAAGAGGAAAAGAAAGGGGGAGCAUGAUGACGGUGGCCUCGCCCGUGACAGGGGCGAUUUGGAGGAGCGCAGGCUGGCGCUAUUAGGGAACGUGUCGCAGCCAGAUGAAUUCGCCAGAUUUUGCCAAACUGUGGAGGACAUGGUGACAAUGCCACCAGAGAAACGGCCUACUGCGAUGAGCAGGUUAAGCUAUUUGCUUAAGCAUUAUUACUAGUUAGUUUGUAUUUUGCACAUUGUACUUUUGCAUUGUAUUCUUUCUUAUUUUGCACAUUUCUUUCUUCUAUUACUUGUUUUGCAACUU